AUGACGACGACGACGACGCCGCCGCCGUCCACGCCGCUCCCGAAGGGCGAGGGCGCGAUCGGCUCCAAGCUCCCUGGACGCGCGCACGAGACGUGCGCGUACCUGGACUACAACGCGACGACGCCGAUAUACCCCGAGGUCGCCGCGGCGAUGGAACCGUUCCUGUGGGAGCACUUCGGCAAUCCGUCCAGCGGGCACGCGUUCGCGGCGCCGUGCCGCGACGCGAUCGCGACCGCGCGAAACCGCGUCGCGACCGUCCUGGGUUGCGCUCCCGACGAGAUCGUCUUCACGUCGUGCGGGUCCGAGAGCGACAACCACGCGAUCGCGUCCGCGGUGGAACACGCGAGGCGGAGCGCGGGGGGGCGCGGCGGACGCGUCCCGCACGUCGUCACGACGGCGGUGGAGCACCCGGCGAUAUUAGGUGCGUUCUACACACUGGAAGCGAAGGGGACGCUCGCGUACGACGCCGUGCGCGUGAACGCGGAGGGCAUCGUGGACCCCGGCGACGUCGCCGCCGCCGUGCGCGAGGAGACGUGCUUGGUGACCGUGAUGCACGCGAACAACGAGGUGGGCGCGAUUCAGCCAGUGGCGGCGUGCGCGGCGGCGGCGCGCGCGAAAAAUCCACGCGUUCUCGUGCACGCGGACGCGGCGCAAUCGCUGGGGAAGAUACCCGUGAAGGUGGAUCUGCUCGGGGUGGACAUGUGUACGAUCGUCGGGCACAAGAUCGGCGCCCCCAAGGGCGUCGCCGCGCUGUACGUGAAGAAGACGGCGCCGUUCUCGAAGCUCUUUCACGGCGGCGGGCAAGAGUCCGGAAGACGGGCCGGGACGGAGAACGUGAUGCACGUCGUCGGCCUCGGCGCCGCGUGCGCGCUCGUGACGAAGGAGGAGGACGCGCUGCCGUCGUACAUGGCGACGCUCAGGGACGCGAUGCAGAGGGCGCUCGUCGCGGAGCUCGGCGGGGACGACGGCGCGGGCGUUCGCGUGAACGGCCCGGCGAACGACGCGGAUCGACUCCCGAACACGCUCUCCGUCGGCGUCAAAGGCGUCAGCGCGAGCGUUUUAUUACAGACGUUGUCGUCCUCCGUCGCCGCGAGCGCGGGCGCGGCGUGCCACACCGGCGCCGCCGCGGCGUCGAUAUCGUCCGUGCUGCGGGCGAUGGAGAUCCCGGAGGCGUACGCGGUGGGGACGUUGCGACUGAGCGUCGGAAGACACACGACGACGUCGGACGUCGAGGUUGGCGUGAAGCGCAUCGCGGACGCGGCGAGGGCGCAGAUUUCCGAGAUCGACGCGAUGCCGGAGGGGGAGCGUCCGGCGUGGUGCGUGCGGAACGUUUUCAAGUGA
Messenger RNA from Micromonas pusilla CCMP1545, 1341 nucleotides. RefSeq lists its product as uncharacterized. The transcript has 2 exons. NCBI's taxonomy places the organism in Eukaryota, Viridiplantae, Chlorophyta, Mamiellophyceae, Mamiellales, Mamiellaceae. The coding region runs from base 1 to 1341 and encodes 446 amino acids. The record is from RefSeq and is a predicted model, not a curated record.